AUACGUAUCUAAGUGGUUAAGGGUUAAAUACGUAUCUAAGUGGUUAAGGGUUAAAUACCUAUCUAAGUGGUAAAGGGUUAAAAGACCUCAAUUCUUGCUCACUAAAACCUUUAUACCCAGUAGUCCCAAAAAAUGUGGUGCGCGACUCCUCUCCAAAAUGUGGUGCCCAACCCCUCUCCUAAAUGUGGUGCCCAACUCCUCUCCAAAAUGUGGUGCCCAACUCCUCUUCAAAAUGUGGUGCCCAACUCUUCUCCAAAAUGUGGUGCCCAACUCCUCUCCAAAAUGUGGUGCCCAACUCCUCUCCAAAAUGUGGUGCCCAACUCCUCUCCUAAAUGUGGUGCCCAACUCCUCUCCAAAAUGUGGUGCCCAACUCCUCUCCAAAAUGUGGUGCCCAACUCCUCUCCAAAAUGUGGUGCCCAACUCCUCUCCAAAAUGUGGUGCCCAACUUCUCCACAAAAUGUGGUGCCCAACUCCUCUCCAAAAUGUGGUGCCCAACUCCUCUCCAAAAUGUGGUGCCCAACUCCUCCACAAAAUGUGGUGCCCAACUCCUCUCCAAAAUGUGGUGCCCAACUCCUCUCCAAAAUGUGGUGCCCAACUCCUCUCCAAAAUGUGGUGCCCAACUCCUCUCCAAAAUGUGGUGCCCAACUCCUCUCCAAAAUGUGGUGCCCAACUCCUCUCCAAAAUGUGGUGCCCAACUCCUCUCCAACAUGUGAUGCGCAACUUCUCUCCAAAAUGUGGUGCCCAACUCCUCUCCAAAAUGUGAUGCCCAACUCCUCUCCAAAAUGUGAUGCCCAACUCCUCUCCAAAAUGUGGUGCGCAACUCCUCUCCAAAAUGUGGUGCCCAACUCCGUUCCAAAAUGUGAUGCCCAACUCCUGUCCAAAAUGUGGUACCCAACUCCUCUCCAAAAUGUGGUGCCCAACUCCUCUCCAAAAUGUGGUUCCCAACUCCUCUCCUAAAUGUGGUGCCCAACUCCUCUCCAAAAUGUGAUGCCCAACUCCUCUCCAAAAUGUAGUGCCCAACUCCUCUCCAACUGCUUGGUGGCUGUGGUGCCCAACUCCUCUUCAACUGCUUGGUGGCUUUGGUUAAAUUUUUUACAUCCUAAUGACCUAAGUACUAAAUUCUUUAUUUGUAGGCGGUCAUAAGGAAAUGAAUUAAUAUCCAACACAUUUUGAGGAGGUGUGGCACUUUUGUUAACAAGAAUUGAAUACAUAAUAAGAUUUUUGUGUGUGAAUGCAAGACUUCUUGAAGUACCUAUUCGAUUAGAAUGUUUCUUAACAUUUGUCAUGGGGGCAUCUGAAUGUGGUGGCAUCGAUGUGGUUGACACAUCUUAUUUUACUUUCACUAAUACUAUUUAUCAUACAUAUGUCAAGUACUUCUUUGUUUCAAACAAGACAAAAUACUAAUAUUUUUAUACAAAAUGGACAUUUGAUUACAGUUUGAUUCGCCAUAACCUGUAUUAAAUGCCUUUGUUGCCUUAGAACCUUUAGAAUCAGUAAAUGCUUUGUUACUUACGAUGCCUAUGUUACCGGUAGUGUCUGCUAGUGCAGUAAGCAUUUGUCAAGUUAUUGUUAUUGUUUAUACUUAUUAAGCAUCUGUUACAUGAGCUGUGAUUGUUUGUACUUCCAAAAUAAACAUUUAAACUUGA
Molecule: messenger RNA, 1646 nt
Organism: Dreissena polymorpha
Lineage: Eukaryota; Metazoa; Mollusca; Bivalvia; Myida; Dreissenidae
Product: nascent polypeptide-associated complex subunit alpha, muscle-specific form-like
Exons: 2
Coding region: 133-957 (274 amino acids)
Source: RefSeq, a predicted model, not a curated record